Messenger RNA from Emiliania huxleyi CCMP1516, 537 nucleotides. RefSeq lists its product as hypothetical. The record is from RefSeq and is a predicted model, not a curated record. NCBI's taxonomy places the organism in Eukaryota, Haptophyta, Isochrysidales, Noelaerhabdaceae. The coding region runs from base 109 to 303 and encodes 64 amino acids. The transcript has a single exon.
UCCACCGCCGCCCCUGCCGGCCCCUCCCCGCUCUCGAGCCGCCUGUUCACGACCACGCCGGACGGGCGCACCGUGCUGAGGGAAACGCCCCCUCCGCCCACGGGCGGCAUGGCGGCCGUCGCCGCGGCGCUGGCGCAGGUCAACCUGCAGGCCUACGCCGCCGCCUUUGACGCCGAGGGCUACGACGACAUCUCGUUCUUGCGCGGACUGGACGCCGCCGAUCGGGCGGACGUGGCCAAGGAGACGGGGAUGAAGCCCGGGCACGCGGGCAGGUUUGUCAAGUUCGGCUUCGAGCCGCCAUGAGCGAGCCCGCCGCUAGGGGCCCAGGGAUGAGAGGGUCGGGUCCCGACAGGGGCUCUGUCCCAGUACAGGUUUCGAGUGCUUAGUGUGCACCGACUGGGAUGCGCGAGCAUGUUGCGGAAGGUUUUCUCUCCGACCACCGUGCGGAACCUAUCGACGGGAGGUCGUUUGUACAGUACUGGCAGUAGCAGGUGUACGGCAUACCGAGCAUACGUUACCAAUAAGAUCUAAGGCGCG